Molecule: messenger RNA, 741 nt
Organism: Durio zibethinus
Lineage: Eukaryota; Viridiplantae; Streptophyta; Magnoliopsida; Malvales; Malvaceae
Source: RefSeq, a predicted model, not a curated record
AAAGAGAAAAAAAAAAAGAAAAGAAAAAGAAAAGGCGAGCUUAUUGGAAUCUCCCUUGCCCUUUGGUGAUUGAAGCUUGACCUGACCCGAAUAAGUUAGGACUCUAGUGGGAUGAUCCAAGAUGCGUAACCAAACAAGGAAUUUGUGGCCUAAACCCUAGAAAUUAGAAAGGCUUAAACCCCUCCGUAACAGCAACCUAGGAAUUAGAUCCAAAAGGAAAGGAAAAAUCAAACAGGUUUUAAUGGCUGGUUUGACGAUUCUCUCGAGAUUAUCAUCGCCUCGGGUAAAGGCUCUUCCUUUCAAGCUUAAAUGCAGCAAAUCAGUGUUACCCACGAUUUCUCCAUUGAAUUCGAGCUCUCAGUCUCAGGUUUCUUCUUCAGUGAGGCGCAUUUCUGGGAUUUCAAGAUUACCAGUGGAGCUGAGCUGCUUAAUCUCAAUGAUGCCAUUACACAGUGCAGUAGCUUCGGCUCGCCUCCGAUCAUUUCUUGCUGUAGAAUCUCAGGGUUGGGGUUUGAUUCCUCAAGGUAUCUCCAUGCCUUUAUGACAGCACCCUUUGUUAAUGGUUGUUAAUGGACAAUUUUUAUCAAAAUGGAGUGCAGUUUCAUUCUGAACUUGAAAUCUGUAAGGGUUAAUAAUUUUCUCAUUGUUUAUUAUGAUAUGAUAAAUGCUGCUAUUGUCGAUUGAUGAGAAGCAAGAGCAAUAUAAAUUGGCAUCUAGAAACUUAAACCCCAUGUGUUUUGC